GGUGUGAGUCCCCAGGUUGUGCGCCGGGCGAGGAGACGCGGGGGUGGGGACCCCCAGAGUGCCCCCUGCGUCGGCUCACUCAAGCCUUUCUGGAGUCUCCGCGCCGGAUCCCGAGCGCAUCCGUCCCCGGCGGCGGGGGAGGCUCGUCGUCGGCUCCGAGGCACCGUUGCCAACACUGUAAGAAGCACGUGGGAAGACCAGUGGAAGGAACUUGGAAUGUUGACUGAGGUCUUCUUGUCUGUGCAGGCGCUUUCCUCUGUGUGUCCGUACCCGAGUGACCCAGCAUGCCCUUCAACGACGACAGGCAGGAUGUGGACGAGGACCAGCAGAGCGAUGCGGGUUCUUUGCGGUUCUCAGAAAGCAUGGCUUCGCUCAGCGACUAUGAGCACAGUUCCAGGCAGAGCUUCAUGAGCGAUUCCUCCAGCAAAUCCAGCUCUCCGGCCUCAACAAGCCCUCCCAGGGUCAUAACAUUUGAUGAAGUGAUGGCUACAGCCAAGAACUUAACAAACCUGUCUCUUGCUCAUGAAAUUGCUGUCAAUGAGAACUUCAGAUUGGAGGAAGAUGCCAUCCCAGAGAACAGCCUGGCUGGUCAAAUGAGGCGCAUUGUUCACCAAGCCUUCUGGGAUGUCCUGAAAGCAGAGCUCAGUGCUGAGCCUCCUGAGUAUGAGCAUGCCAUCAGACUGUUUGAAGAAAUCAGAGAGAGUCUUCUCUCUUUUCUUACUCCCGGGGGAAGGAGCCAGCUUUACAACCAGAUCUGUGAAGUUUUGGACAUAGACCUCCUCAGGCAGCAGGCUGAGCACAGUGCUGUGGACAUCCAAGGCCUGGCCAACUAUGUCAUCAGUACAAUGGGAAAGAUGUGUGCUCCUGUGCGGGACCAGGUCAUCAGAGACUUGAAGGCCACUGACGACAUUGUGGAGCUGCUGAGACAAAUAUUCCAUGUCUUGGACCUCAUGAAAAUGGACCAGGUCAAUUUUGCCAUUAGAAAUAUUAGACCACACAUUCAGCGUCAGCUGGUAGAAUAUGAGAGAAGCAAGUUCCAAGAAAUUUUAGAAGAAACUCCAGAUGCUCUCAAGCAAACUACAGAAUGGCUAAAAGAAUCUAUAGAUGAAGAAUUACUAAAUUCGGAGACUGCUGUAAGUCCUGGGGCUGAAGCCAGCUCACCAAGCCUGAGCCCUAUGCUGAUCCUACAUAACAGUUUCUUGAAACUACUACAGUGGGAUUAUCAGAAAAAAGGCUUACCAGAGACACUCAUAACAGAUGAAAUACGACUUCAAGAGCUGACAGAAAAGCUGAAUCAAUUGAAAAUUAUUGCCUGCUUGUCCCUAAUUACCAACAACAUGGUGGGUGCUAUUACAGAAGGCCUGCCUGAGCUUGCAAACAGGUUAAAAAGGAUUUCAGCUGUUCUACUUGAAGGCAUGAAUAAAGUGACCUUUAACUUGAAGGAAGCCCUGAAUUCCAUUGGUGUUCAGACUUGUGUUGAGAUUAAUGAGGCCCUGAAAGAGAGAGGCUCGCCACCUUUAAAUACUGAGGUUCAAGCUAAUCUUGUUGGUCAGUUUUCAAGCAUUGAAGAGAAGGACAAUCCUGUCCGGUCCUUGAUUGAUAAACGAAUCCAGUUGUACAUGAAAAGCCUGCUUUGUCUGCCAAGCCCUCAGAAAAGCAUGCCUCCCAUGCCAGGAGGACUUGAUGUCAUUCAGCAGGAGCUGGAGGUGCUAGGCUGUCAAUAUGCAAACAUCGUGAUUCUCAACAAGCAAAUCUAUGGAUCAUUCUAUGCAAGCAUAUUCCGAAAGCUGCUCUUUGGGGAUGAAGGCCUGGGAAAGGUGGAUGCUUCACUUCCAGCUAAAUAAAGAGAAACUGACUUUGGAGAAGAGAUGGAAAUUCCAGCACUUUGGUAUCCAGGCCAUUUCUGUUGGCAUUAUAGAUGCGGCACAUUCUGAGUAUCGUCUGGGGAGCAGUGUUUGUCUGAAUCUGUGUAAUCGGGUAAUGUUAGUGUCAGAGAAGAUCCACAUAUCCUAUAGACCCUUUUGUGUGUAUCGUUUUCAGGUUUAAAGCACACAGUUCCUAAUUAUAUUACCUAUAUAAUACUUAUGUUAUGUCAACCUUUAUAUUAAGCAUUUAUAUUUAGAUUCUUCAGCCUGAAAGGAGUUAUUUUCAUUUGUCACUAUUUAUAGCUAAUGGUUUUUAACUUUGAUAUAACUUCUUAAAGGCUUGAAAGUUGUAAGGAUAACCAAGGGAAUUCUUAUUUGAAUAAAUGACAUGAAAUAAACAUUAUCAUAUUUGAACUGUAUAGUUAUUUUUUAGUAAGUAUAAUAGAAACUUACAUGUAAGUCCUCAAAUCCUGCAGAAUACCAAAUUGUAUUUUAUAAUAACAAUUGUCAGUAUUUAUUUAGAAGUUAAAAUUUGUUAAGUACAUCUUAAUGAUAUGUGCACAUUUUAGAUAAAAUCUCCCAUCUUUGUUAGUGAAAAUAGAAACCCCUGUCCUUCUAAAUUUGAUUUGAAUUGUUGGGUUUUUUCUUAGACAUUAACUUGCUCUCUGAGAGAAACAAUUUUUGCACAAAACAAUAAUUAAUGUCCUUGCAUUUCUCAGGCCAUUGUAGAUUUAUAUAAGAUCUUGCUAUUUUUAUAAAGGCAAGACUGGCUUUAUAAAAGAAUGGAAGUAAGAAGGGAAGUUUCAGGUAAAAUGAGAUGCCAUUCUCCACAAAGUUCACAUGAAAAAGAGUUGAACUUUGGAGUUUCUUGACAUACAACUUAAGUAGAAAACGCCCCUUGUGCUGAGUAAAUCUUGACCCUGUUAUGACCACCUCUGAUAGCGUGGUCAUUAGCCCUUCCCGAGCAUUAAUUUCACUGGGCGUUAUUGGGUGCUAAUCAUCACUGGGCAUCUAGAAAAGUCCACUUAUUCUGGAAUCACAUGUUCCUUUUGAGGUGUUGAGGCAAGUACUGUGGUUUGGGGGCACCCACCCUAGAAAGUGUUUUGGUUGCAUAAAAUAGAUUUUUGGAUUGUUUUUUUUUUCUUCAAGGACCCACUGAGCAUUUGCUAUUGAGCGGAGAAGGUGUAUCAGAAGUUCAAAGUCUUCCUUUUUUCCUCCUCAGGCCUACCAGCACGGCCGAGUAGCAUCCUUCUUUUAUGAAGGUCUAGGAAAUAACUGUGUGAAUAAACUGUCUCCACUUUUUGUAUUUUAGAAGAGCUCAGUUUUUAGGAAAUUCUGAACGGCAGUUUCUUCCCCUAAUGCUGCCUACGUUAGCCAUCUUGUCCUUUUAAGCAGAUAUAAGAGGAUGUGACUGAAGAGUAAGAUGUUGGCCUCAUGAUCAGUUUGUCCUGUGUCCUGUGCUGCCCUGUUUUCCUGUGCUUAUAAACCACAGGGGUUUCUAAGACUUCUGUGUUCAUAGUCUCUGGAGCUGAGGUAGUUUUUAUGGGGAGGGUCUGGCAGUAGAAGGCUCAAGAGUACUUAAUGUCUCAUGGGGUUUAUUUUGUUGUUGCUUUUUGAAGUGAAUUGUAUGUUUAACGGGGCUGUGUUUUUAUUAUUGUAAUCCAGCUGGCAUUCGCUUAUAUACUUGAUGAUUCUGCAGUUGCCUGCAGGAAUGCAAUGUGCAAACAUUUAAAAAAUGCAUUUAAGGGCUUGGUAGAUGGCUCAGUGGGUAAGGCGCUUGCCAUGCAAGCCUGAGGACCCGAGUUUCAAUCUCCAGCACCCACCUAAAUGCCACAUGCCAUGGAGGCACGCGUGUAAUCCCGGCUCUUGGGAGGAAGACAUGGGCAUCCCCAGAGCAAGCUGGCUAGUUAGACUAAACGAAUCAGCCAGCCCUGGGUUCAGUGAGAGACCUUGUCUCAAUAAGUGAGGUGGAGAGUGAUCAAGGAAGAGACCUGGUGUCGACCUCUGACCUUUCACACACGUGCAUACGCGUGCGUGUGCACCCGCAUGGACAUGCGUAUACACGCACACAACCCACACAUACACAAAAAAAUGCACUUAAAAUGAAGGGCAUUUUUAAAGUGGCAAAGUAAAUCUUUAUCUCAAGUCUUGAUUUAGACAAGUACAUUUAUUAGGAUGUAAAAUCAUAGCUUUUAGCAUGUUUGUUUGGUUUUGACUUAAAUGUUUACUUCUACUUUUGAAGAUUUUCUUAACAUCAUUUUGUUUUGUACUAUAAGCUUCAUUAAACACAUUAAGCACUUA
Jaculus jaculus (lesser Egyptian jerboa) is the source of this 4166-nucleotide messenger RNA. RefSeq names its product t-complex 11 like 2 (gene Tcp11l2). The transcript has 10 exons. Lineage: Eukaryota; Metazoa; Chordata; Mammalia; Rodentia; Dipodidae. The record is from RefSeq and is a predicted model, not a curated record. Gene Ontology annotation, biological process: signal transduction. Bases 285 to 1844 code for a protein of 519 amino acids.